Molecule: messenger RNA, 1335 nt
Organism: Cyclospora cayetanensis
Lineage: Eukaryota; Apicomplexa; Conoidasida; Eucoccidiorida; Eimeriidae
Product: 3-oxoacyl-[acyl-carrier-protein] synthase 3
Exons: 6
Coding region: 1-1335 (444 amino acids)
Biological process (GO): fatty acid biosynthetic process
Molecular function (GO): 3-oxoacyl-[acyl-carrier-protein] synthase activity
Source: RefSeq, a predicted model, not a curated record
AUGCUUCUCGUAUCCUUUCUGCUUUUCCUCUCAAUAGCUGCAUGCCCUGGUACUUCCGAGCUUGUACCCAUUCGUAGAAGCCCAAAACCGGGGCAGGGGACCCCCUUCGGUCCUCAAGCCAGUACUUCACAGCUGCAGACUGCCAGCGGGGGUCCCUUCCAAACUGCAGCCUUCAUUGCUAGGGGCUCCCCGUCCAGUCAGCUGCGGCCCAAACAAAGGACGCCAAGCGCUCUAUGGGCCUCAACUACCCCUCCCGUUGCUGCCUCUUGUGUUGGGAGUGGAUGCCGCAUUCUUGGAGUGGGCUCGGCCGUCCCAGACACCCGUAUGACCAAUGACGACUUGUCCAAAGUCGUCGACACAAAUGACGAAUGGAUCCGCACGCGGACUGGUAUAUCUUCCCGCCAUGUGUUGCGGCACGGGGAGAGUCUCAGAGCAUUGUCUCUUCAGGCUUCACUCUCUGCUGUUUCAUCUUCCGGUCUGAAGCCAAGGGACAUUGACUUGGUUCUGCAUGCAUCCUCCUCCCCAGACGACCUCUUUGGGGAUGGACCCUGGCUGGGAUCCGAAAUACAAAAGGGGGAAGAUGGAGAAGUGAGGCAAAUCCCAGCGUUUGACAUCACCGCUGCUUGUUCAGGAUUCGUCGUCGGACUCGUUACUGCAAACAUGUAUCUCACCAGUCCAGGCUCCCCCUACAAGAAAGUGCUGCUUGUGGGAUCGGAUGCCCUGAGUCGCUGGCUCGACUGGUCUGACAGGAAUACCUGCAUUCUCUUCGGGGAUGCAGCAGGGGCGGCAGUUUUAGCUGCACCUGACGUUGCACCCCCUGCCAAAGCAGCGAGCGCAAACAAGCCCUUGGGCCUGCUCAGUUACGUGUUGCACAGCGACGGGAGCGAGCAGAAACAGAUAAUGCUACAUUACAAGGGGACUGAAAAUCCGCUGCCGUACAUGCAUGCGCCGAGCGGGCGUCUGUGUCUGAGCCGCGGCUGCUUCUCUCCCCUUUCCAUGAACGGACGAGAGGUAUUUAAAUUCGUCUCCCGCAAAGUGCCCAGCUCCCUGGAAUCCGUCCUCUCUGCUGCCAAGUUGAGAGGUGAAGACGUUGACUGGCUCUUGAUGCACCAGGCGAACAAACGCAUUAUCGAUGCCGUAGCGGAGAGGCUCAAUAUUCCGAAACAUAAAGUGCUGUGCAACCUGGAAGAAUACGGCAAUACUUCCGCGGCUUCCGUUCCUCUGUGUCUAAAUGAAGCUGUUCGGGCUGGGAAGGUUAAGGACGGUGACGUCAUUGCCAUGGCUGGAUUUGGCGCGGGACUUACGUGGGCUGCUGCUGUCCUUCGCUACGGAUAG